AUGAUACUUCACCACAAGAUAAAAAAUGUGCAAUUAUCUUCUACGCUUUUUGUUUCUGAGUAUCCUGUAGAAGAGCCUUCUAUGAUACUCAUUUCUGGGCAGCCAGGAAACUUUACAUUCUCACAAACUUUUGAUAUUUCUUGGGAGGAAUGUAUAUUGAAAUGUUUAGCAGAUGCUAUGUGUGCACGGAAGCAUCUGCACUUUGUAAAGCACAUUUGUAAAGCACAUAAUGGUACACUGACUGGUCCAGCGAACUCUGAUGAGUAUGAUUACAUGCAAGAUAUAUCCAACUCCUCCAAGUACACCUCUAACCCCGACUCAUACAACUAUUUGACCUAUUGGAUAGACGGUAUGAGUACCGACACUGAAUUCCUAUUCGAAGACCUUACUCACAAUGGAAGUACUAAUUAUCCGUGGUCUGGAGGCACACCACAAAAGUGA
Molecule: messenger RNA, 441 nt
Organism: Caenorhabditis briggsae
Lineage: Eukaryota; Metazoa; Nematoda; Chromadorea; Rhabditida; Rhabditidae
Exons: 3
Coding region: 1-441 (146 amino acids)
Source: RefSeq, a predicted model, not a curated record